UGCGGUUCGACAAUCAUCUAUCUGUGAAGAAGUUUUGACUAGGCGCCAUUGCCACGAAGGCUGUGGUCGUGAUUGUGAACACGAUAACGCAUGUGCCUGGCACGUAGAGUACUCUGUCUCCUACUGACAGUUUUUCGAAUGUCGGAGUAGAGUCAGGAAUUAACAAGUACAUUCAUUAAAGAUAAAAUCUAAGCUGUCCUCUCGUCACUCUCUUACAGAAAAAGGACUACACAAUGAUGUCAUCUUCUGCAUCUCCUACUACCUUCUAAGGGUGGGACCACCAGGAGAAUCAUGGCACAAGAAAGAUUGCACGACUUCCGCGACUCGCUGCGAUAUUCAGACAUGAUGGGCAUGCAAUCGUGAAGCCGCACCCGCACGACGACCACAGUUCGCUUCUUUUCGUCGGCCUCCGCCGUCGCAAUGAGACACGUCGCACGACCGGCACAAUCGCAAUCCUUGCCUCAUUAUGUGUAUCGUGGUGUGCAGGCGCGAGGCAUUCCCGGCAAUGCGCACGCACUACACGACGAGGCGCAGCUGCCCCUGUCCGCUGCCGCAGAGGCUGCGCUUUCUCCGCAGAACAAGCGCGUGUCGAUUCACCGGCUGCGCAAGGCCAUUGUCGAGUCGCUUGUCUUUCUCCGGCGUCCCGAGCCACUCAGUCGCAAGUGGUAUAAAAUGUAAAAGUGUCUGGGUCUGGAAACUUGUGAUGCUGGGUGGCGUCUCAUGAUGAGGCCACAAGUGCUGGCUCAGCAUGACAAGUUUCUGAGCUUAUAGGUGUUGCCUAUUCUGCAUGACAAACUGCGUUCCUGCAUCGCAGAAAAAUGGAGCUCUUGGGUAGCGUGCAUGGCAGAUUUAAGAGUCAUGCCAGACAAGCAUGACAAACAUGAAUUCUUCCAGACCCAGACAUUUUUGCAAUCCAUAAGUGGACCGCGUACGCGAUACGGGCACUGGGGCGGGAAAAAACAACGAGUCAAACAGAGAGCAUUUUAGCGCUCCUGCAAAUGCAGCUGUCCAACGCCGGCGCUAGCUUCCAUUGCUUCAGCGCCGCUCUCAACGCACUGCCUCUGCAAGACGCGACCAGGGUCUUCGACCUGGAAAUACGGUGUCGUUUGCCGGUCCCCAGAUCUGCGAGCAGUAGCACACCAGACGCGGCACCCUCGUCGUUGCCGGCCGAGAAUAAUUUUUUCGGCGACACAGCGACAAAUGCCCCCGACGAGACCACGUCCAUUAGUGCAGAGAUCAUUUCCGUCACGACUCACAAUCAGGAGCUGUGCCCGGAGCACGCGUCGGGCAUCGUUGUUACGUACGGGGCGCUGAUUCAAAAAUGUGUGCAGGGGAAGGAGGCCAAACUGGCUUUGCGUUACUUUCACGAGUUUCGCUCGCGGUACAGCACCUGUCGGGAGGUGCGUCCCAGUUCGCAACUGUACACUUCCGUGGCAAAAGCACUCGAUCUUGUGGACGACGCCCCGGGUGUGCUUCGCCUGUUUGAGGACGCGGUAACCCAGAGCGCAGUGGAUUUGGUUUUGGCGAACGCGGUCUUGUCCGCCGUGGUACGGCAGCCCGGGCACGAAGAGUCCGCGACGAGGAUAUUCGCGCGCAUGAAGCACGAGCUGUCCCUCGAUCCUUCCGUGGUCACGCUGAAUACGAUGCUGAGGCUUUUCGCGCGCCAGCGCGACAGCAAGGGGGCUUUACAGCUCCUUCGAGCAGAGGGCUACAAACUUCGCCGUCGAGAGGAACAGCUGUUCGACCAAGUCACCUUGAGCACGCUCAUCCAGUGCUUCGCGCCGUCGCAGUGGAAGCACGCGGUUAGGAUUGCUUUGAAGAGUGACUGGUCAUUUCUGGAUCAAGAAAACAGUGAUAAUGAGGCGGAGUUUGAUGACAAGCUGCAUCUGCCAGAUCAUGAUGGUCAACAUGAGCCGCAUGGCCCAAGAAACACGCUGCUGCAGAAUCCUGAUGUUGACAAGACACACGAGCUAACGUCCUCUCCCCCGUGCCUGCUGUUUUCCGGAAAAAAUGCCGAUGUUGGGCACAAAGGCAACACCGGAUCGACAGCUGCAUGGGGGUUCACGCAUCUGUUCUCACUUUUGCACGAUGCGGCUACGAUGUCUCAAGUGCGUUCCCGAGAAGCUGGCGUCUCUGUUUAUCCGACCAAGGCCGAGCCCUACCUCGCUGCGAUAACAGGCGAGGAUGAUGCCGGGGAGGUGGAGGACGGCACCACCGAGGAAGCCUGCAACGACCUGCAGUUGCGCGAGCUUCGUCGCGUGACGCGUUAUCUGGCAAGCAGGUUGGCCGACCACGCGGAGAUUGUCGAUCAUGUGCUGCUUUCGAAAUUGCUGGAAUUGCUGGAUGCAGUUGGCGACGUGGAAACAGCGGUGGCGUGGUAUCGCACUUUUCAGGACCUGAAAGCGCGGCUGCAGACCAGAAGACAAGAUGAACCUGUGGUGAAGGCGACCGAAGAUGAAGCGAAUCGCGAGAGCUGCAAAGCGCCACAGCACCAGCGAGAGUUUAUGACGCCUACGCCUGAUGGGGCUGGUCCUGGUACUUCGUCGGGCGGAGGUCCAGGGUACUACGAGUUUGUGGUGAGCCGAACGAAACGCGAUGGCGUGCGGACAACACAGGUCUUGGACCUACAUCACCACAAUUGCGCCGAGGCCCGUAUCGCCAUCGUCGCGGAGAUCGCACGACAGGUUGGCAGACGACAGAAGAACUCCACGCAGAGUAAACAGAUCACGGCCACGCGUGAAAGCGCGGAAGAUUUUUCGGAUAAAGACAGAAACCGAUGCGAGGAGCAAGAUAGUGCACCUCUCACGACGUCUUCGGCCGCAACACGGCCCUCAUCUCCAUUUACAUCGCAGGGAAAAAGCGGAGAAAAUGAAGAAAUAGAAAAUGAAAGAAAGGUUUUCCUCCUUUUGCAAGUGGGUCAAGGACUUAUGGCGCGCCUAACGACAGUUUUUCUAACUAUUUCAAAAAUCGGUAUGUAGGAUGUAAAAACUAUCUAGUGUAGCAUCGAAGUAGCUAGCUGAAUUAGGUAGUAUAGUAGGUAGCUAACACGACGCCUCCGGAUGUGUGUCGUAACGGUUGACCAGCCAGUCCACGGAGCACAAGUACCUGUUGCAGUUGGAGGAGAUGGUGAUGUGAAGAGGAGUGUGGAAUUGUAGAAGAUCUUGAGCAUGAGAUGAAAAGAGAAUGUUUGUGUCAUCAUUAUGCACAGCUGAAAAACAGGAACGUUGCGACUUUGAGUUCUGCGAUCACGCGAAAGUAAAUCAAUGAGAUUGAGAAGCGAAUGAAAGCACUGCGAUGCGCGAUAGAUGUGUGCAAUUUGAUUAGUAAACGCUGUUCAACACAAGCCAACUUCUAUACCUUCACAACCCCGAACUACCCCGCUGAUAAAAUUCUGCAAAGAUCCCUCCGAAGUCAUCACGUUGUACUGAUUUUCAUUUUCUUGUUGUGCGUCAUGUGGUGCUUCUUCUUCGUUCUGAAACUAAUCUUCCAAUCAAACCGAAAACCGUAGGGAUAAAUUGAGAGUUGUUUUUUCCUCGAGCAUCUGCUCCAAAACACCAAAACACAAAAUGCCGAAGACUUACUCUGCGAUGGAUUUCGUCAAGGGCAAGAUCGGCAAGCCCAGCCGCGCUGAUCUGAAACUCUUCAGAGAUGCGUUUUCUGAACUUGAUGAAGAGCUUGAUGCCGAGGAGGAGAACUUCGUGCCCAUGUGCAGCCUGUCCCGUCAGGCCUUUCCGGGAACCCUCGAGCGUAUACGUUGUUGUUUUGUUUUAUUACAAUUACACGAUAUUCUGAUAGGAAAUUGUGGCUCUGACUUGUAGUUGUGUUUGAUUCUUCGGUCCACGCGUGUUUUGUAAAACCACCUCUGGCAUGCUUGCGUUUGAAAGUCCAGCUGAGCCUAUCUCUUGGCACGCUAGUCUGUGUUGCAUUAUCUGGCACCGAUAAGCACUGAUGUGAUGCAGGUUUCUGAUACAAAGAUGCAAAACGCGCGUGGUCUAGUUAGCAUGACUAAUUGGCACAACAAACCAGCACCAUUUAUUCACAUUCGAUAUCUUCCCGAAAUCAAAUCAGGUUUCGGCCAGUUGCCCAUCGAGAUCGUCCAGGUUUCCUUGAGCACCCUGAUGCACCGCAAUGUCAUGUACGUCGCCCGCUACGUGUACUCCGUCGCGCAGUGGAAGUACAUCUUGGUGAAGAUGAAGAUCCCGAUCGACAUGGUAUUUUGCUGCUGUAUAGUGAUGUUGUCUUGCGCGCCUUGUACAGAAGGUCCGUGCUCCGUGUCGGUUUCUUAACUUCAAUUAGUGCUACUGCAAAGACAGACGUUUUUCAAGGACGUAGCUCCACAGUACCCGCAUGCAACCACACCAAAAUCUCAACUGCAGGUCAUCCAGAAAUGCUCGAAGACCAAGUUCCGCCACCUGCAGCAGGUCGUGAAGUUGUUGGCCCUGGCCGGUUAUGUUGUGUAAAAGUAUCGCACUGUUAAGCAUUACAACCUUGCACGACUGAUCAUCAUCACGUCGAAGAUUUGCAUUGCAAACUCGUCUUCUGAUGUUGCGAAAAAUUGUUGAUAGAAUUGCCACUGCGCGAUACUUUUAUAUUGCGUAUUGCCUCCAAGAUGCAGUGGACGAUCGUCGUUGAGAUGUGCCCCGCGCCCGAGAAGUGCGUGAUCACCAAGCUCGACAGCUGUGCGCAGUACGCCGAGACCACGCGGACCCCCGGCAUGGAGGGCGUGUCGAUGACCGCGACCCCGGGUGUGAUGAUGCCCGGCCAGACCCCCGGUCACUUCGGCAUGACCCCCAUGGGUAUGACUCCGUACGGACUGCAGUUCGCGCCGAGUCCCAACAUGAUGUCCAACGGACAGCAGAUGGUGCAGAUGACCCCCGGACCGAACGGCACGGCACAGCUUUAUUACCUUCGUUUUUUACAUUCGGUUUUACGGCAAGAGAAACAGCUGUAGACUAUUCGGUUUGUGAAAUGGACACUGCAACUUCAUUUGUCCAACGUAUUGAUUCCAACAUACACAUCAAACCUGACACACAGGUUUUCAUGGCUUCGAAUGCCGCCGUGCAGUCCGCGAGCCAGCAGUUCGGCGCGGGCAAGACCGAGGUCGUCGCCGACAAGGACAAACUGGCCAAAGGAUUGCGCAAGUCCGUCGGCAAGACCGGUCUCAUUGCCACCCCCAAGGGCAACGACGACGUCGACCCCGUCACCCUCGAGUUUGACGACCCGAUCACCCCCGGGAAGAAGCACUCCUUGAACAUCAUCGACAACCAGAAGAAGGUACUGCGUGAGUAAUUAGGAGAGCAUUUGUAGAGUAGCGUGUAAGAAAGCCCUGCACUCGCCCCUGCGAGUGCACGGAUGGUUGUAAUGAACGCACACGGAUCCGUGGCAUCGGUGUAUUUGUGCAUAUGCAUCUUCCAACCAUCACUAAUUACUCACUGACAGCCCGCUUCCACCAAAGUCACCCCGAAGGACAAAUUCGCGGAGGCGCUGAUGUCCGUGUUGAAGCCGGCGGACCAGGAGUCCUUUGUCGAGUUCUUCAUGACGUCGUCCGCGGACAAGCGGGCCCGCGAGGAGAUUGAGAAGGAGAACGAGACGUUGAGCAAGAUGUUGGAGAAGCAGGUCUUGCAGGAGGAGAAAGACAAGUCCAAGGCCCUCAAGGAGAAGGAGAAGCUCCAGAAGAAGUUGGAGAAGGAGAUCGCGAAGAACAAGAAGAGCAAGACCCCCGCGAAAGCGUCGCGCGCCUCCUCGACCACCGCUUCUACCUCCAAGGCGAUGAAGAAGAUGAUGUCGAUGAAGAAGAAGUGAUUAGGGUCGGUCAAACGCGAGUUAUGUUUCUGUGGUUCCACCAGAAUACGACGUUGUGACUUUGAGAACGCGUCGGUGCUAUGCUGGUUCAAUAGUUUUACGCAUGACAGAUUUGUAUUCCCGCCAGCAUGACAGAUUUGUAUUCUCGCCAGCAAAGAACCGACACGCUCUCCCUUUUGCCAACCAUAACAGUUUUGAAUCGAUCUUUACACUGGUGGUUCCACAUAUGAAGUUUCACUAGACUAAAAUAUAUGUUAUUUUGAAUAAAAAAUUAUUCCAUAUUUUAUCGCCAGCUUAAUGCGCAGAAAGCUGGCGAUUACUACUGAAGACUACACAAAAAAAUAAUGAAUUUAUUUGUUAAAAUUCAAACAAUUUCGUUGUAAUAACCAUUACUGUGAAAUCCACCUCCUCUUUGGUCCGGCAGCUGGCUGGUCGCGUCCGCUGUCGGCUUUCUACCUGUAGCGAUCAACAAUGAAUUAAUCGUGAGGCGUCGAACUACCUUUCCUUGACGAAUGAUGUUGGAAUCAAGAACAAGCUUCACGACGAACAAAUGUAGAUUUCGCAUCUGAGUCCGCACGUAUGAAUCCAUUGAAGUGUGCUUGCGAGCAAAGAACCAGAUAAAAAAGGUUGAAUGUGUAGGCUGUACCUGUUGUUCGGAUGCGAGUGUCAGAUAGUCGGUUGUAUCGUAGACAGGGUCGAAGCAGGCGUGCGAAAGAUGGAGCACACACUGCAAUGGGCUGAAGGUCGGUUGUGUAGUUGUUUGCGCUGUUCGGUCGAACGAAUGAUAUAAUCGUGGGGCUCGUAAACAGGUCUCGAAGUAGACGGAGAGAUAGCGCACGCACUGCGAGAGAUGGAUUUGAAGAAGGCGAGCGCAGUUUGUCACACAGACACUCCAGGUCCCACAGCUUGCUAUUUCCGCACGUAUAGAUGAUCGUCGAGUAAGCAUGCUUCUAGUUUGAAGAACAGAGAGAUGCAUCCUCCUGCGGGGCCUCCCGUCUACCAACAGGCAGCACAUCCCGCUCCAAAACAACGCCAACGUCCUCCGCCCGCAGCUGUGGCCAGAGCUGAUUUCGUGCUCCCGGGUGCUACACGAACUCAACGAGCUGUUCAUCAGCUAGACCCGGUCCUCAAACCCGAGGACGAUGUGCUGGAUGAGGUCGAGUACUCGUCAUCCUCCGAGUCGGAUUCGGAGGCCGAGGAGGCACCAGAGGGCGAUCGCCCUGCGCGGAAAUCCCGAGCGACUAAAUGGGAUGUUCCGCUGAGAUCGGAGUUUACGGGCAAACCGAUCUGGAAGCUGAAGUCGAUGGCUCCUUCGCCGACCAAUUACGAGAAGUGGUUGUCCACGCAGGUGCCGCGGGACCUCUGGACGUACUGCGGGAUUACUUGGCACCCAACCAAGGAAGGAUCGCAAUGGGACGGGGUAAAACAUGAAUUUUAUGAUGUGCGAACCGCAUGCAUUCAUAUACUCAUGGAGCAUGACAAAUCCUUUUUUUCAUUACAACUUCAAUCAGGUAUUUUGCUACCUGUGGUGGAGGAUCACCCAAACAAAGGAGAUUGCUUAUGCAAAAUUUGGCACGUGUAAUUACCGGGAUGAGCUCGCAGGUCUCAAUACAGCAGACCUGUGGGAUACAGCAGAGAAGAUUCGAUGCGUCGGCGAGGCGCAGCUGGGUCGGAUGGGAGCUGACGAUGCGAAACUGCGAGCGAAGGUAGAAAAUUGAUGUUUUUGGUGAAGGUGGUUCCAUCGUGAAUCACUUUACUCACGAUGGUGUUAUUUUGCAUCACAAAUAGCAGUACCACUCCGCCGUGGGUGAUGUUAUUCCGCAUGGCACGACAUCACAUAAAGUGCAUGGAUCUGAUGCCGUCGUGCAUAAUCUUCUUCACGAUGGAACCACAGCCACCAAAUAUAUCAGGCUGCGGCUUUGCGCCGCUACUACGAGUACGUCAUAUCCAGCCGCGCGUUUAAAUCCGAGAAGGCCGACGAUAAGGAACACCUGCUUCUGCAGGAGUUGUGCCCGGAGCUGGUAUUUGGAUCGCGAGACGGUCACGUCUGGCAGAUCGGGGACGGUUCGUCAGUGCGCAAAAACGGAGCCUGGGGUUCUGUGGUAUAAACCUUCAUCCACCCGUCGUGGAUAAUAUUAUCCACGAGGGAAACAUGAGCAUUUCUUCUUGAUGUUCUUUGUGCUGCUUUUCUGCAUGAGAAACUGCAUGUCAUUCCCCUUUUCAGUCCUGCAUAUUUCUAAAUACAAAUACCAGUUCACAUACCACGACGACGUCGAUCCGCUCGAUCCGAACAACGGCAUUCCAUCAACCACACCGAAUUUUAUGGGCCAGAUCCUCCAGCCCUGCGCGUUCCAAACCGGUGGUGUAAGUAAGUUGAAGAGCUCCGUUCCGGGGACGAAGUCGAAGUUUCUCGGCUAUCUCAACAUGACGAAUUGGAUUAUCAAAAUGAAAAAACAGAUGCUGCUCUUGUGAGCUUCUUCUGAGGUCGACAGUUCCAUCGUGCAUAAUGUUACUCUGCAUGCUAUGACGUAGGACACACGUGCAGCAUCUGUUUUAGCAUUGAUAAAACCGCAGCAGUUCGGCGACACGGCGAUCACCGAUCGGUGGUGCGACAAAGACAAGAACUGGCGGGAUAUGGAUACCCAGUACAUGGAGGGGACGGUCGGAGAUGAUCAUCGCUGCCGCAUGGAAUUUCACCACAAAAGCGACCAAGCCACUCCGGAAACGCGAUGGGGUAUUACCCAGAACCUCUUCCUCCCCGGGGUAACUGAGGUAGGCGACCUCCACCGCCUGCACAACAACGUAAAAAACUGCUGUCCCCAGUUGACGACGGCCCGGGAAUUGUGGGAUGACUGGGCUACGGGUCCGUGCGGCCGUUUCCAGAAUCAAUCCGAUUUCCUGGCUGCGAAGCAAGAAUGCAAGGCCAUCGCGAAAAACGACAAAGCCGAAGCUGACAAGUUCAAAUGGAAGAACUUGUGCCUGAAGGAGCAGAAGACGCCCAGUCUGGAAAAAGCCCUCGAGAAGCGUAUACUUUUUCUACAAAUAAACGCACACUUUUUGCAUGCAGAGGAUCGCGUGAUUUUCUUCCCUCGGACAGGGGAAGGCGAAGGGGUAUCCCCUGGGGGUCUAGUGACCCUCUAGAAAUCCAUCAUAGCAUGCAGGUUAGCUUUCGCUUACUGGACCACUUUGCAAUAAAAACGUGAGGGGUCUCGGGACCCUCUGAGGCCCUCCCUCAAAUUUCGCUUUUCUGGUUUUCUUGGCAUUGCAAUUUCUCAUGCAAAAGCGCACAGGUUACAACUUCUUCCACGCAAGCCAGCAGCGGUUUUUCGGCGACAAUUCGUGGACGGACAUGAUGAGCGAGUGCUACUACCAGGUGCUGCUGGUUCUGUGCCAGAUGAUCCAAAAACAGAAGAUCAAGGGCCGCAGUAUGCAACUGAAACGCACUACCUGAUGUUGGUUUGCACGGGCAUAACCACGCUGCUCUGCAUGACAUGCGUAUGUACAUUUUUAUACAAAGAAAAGCUCGCGCAAAACUACAUCGGGUAGUGCUUUUCAUUAGCAUAGCGCAGGACUUGACGAAGGAGCAGGUCGCCCAGAUUCUGGAAGAGAACAAUUUCGAGCUGUUGAUCUCGAAAACCAUCGAGGAGAACCGCGGCAAGUUGAAACCGCGGUGGUUAGGUUACCAUACGGAGAUGUACAAGGAACUGUACGACAUUGAUUACAAGCUCUUCAACGUCCAGCGCUCCGUAACGCAUGGCCACAUGAUGUUCUUCAAGCUGCUUCUGCACCUGGAAAAAAACGGGAAAACGAACAAGAACUUGGGCACGCAGGCGCUGCUCAACACGUACCGGCGGUACAUCGACCCGGAAGCAAGAAUGCACCAGCAACUAUCCACCGAAAAAAUCCAGCUGUCGCGGUCGAAGAACAGGGAUCGCACCUGGAGACACCUUGUGGCGGAUUGCUGUAAAAAAUACCACAUGAGUUCGCUGCACGAAGGUCCGGCCUGGAAUGUCCUCGUCAACGCGGUGAAUUGUUGGUGGUACUACACGGCGGAUCCCAGCUUCGGCCUCUGGGAAUCGAUGGCGAAUGAAGAGCUGACGGUCAGCGGCGACUUGGCGGCGAAGCUCGGAGACUUGACGGUGUUCGAGCUCAGCGUUACGUGAUGAAAAACUACUACUUCUAGAAGAAGCUGCUCGUGUUGAAUUGCGACUGUAGCAAUUCAUCUUUUUGUCGUAAAAAGAUGAAUUGCUUUCCUCUGCCCGAAUUCAACACGACUGCAGUCGUCCAGAAGUAGAAGCUUUGCAUAGCAUAUUUGUGUCCUGCAAAACCAACAUCAACGUCUGCUUCAAAAUGUCGGACGAUAAAGCGCUGGAGUUGUUGAAAAAGUGGCGUGUCCGGGUCGUGCGCAGUUGUCCUUUGACGGAGUUCAUACAGGAGAAUCAGUUCAAGGAGCAGAACCAGCGGCAGGCCAAGGGGCAGAAAGCGGAUAACAACUUGCGCAGCAAGAACGUGGACAAAAUCCGGCACACCUCCAUCCAACCCCGCUUCUACAAUCCGAUCCGUAUCGCUAAACCGGAGAUGUUGUAUUUGCUGACACCACGGGAAACCAAGGACAUCAUCAAGGAAAUCGCCAAGCGCAAAAAAGCGGACUCCAACGCGGGCGACCUGAAGUCCAUGAUGGAGAUAAACUCGAGAGACCGCGCAAAGGGUGCUACCCGCGAGAAGUUCAUCAACGAGGCGUUCAGGGAUCUCCGGAUGGCGGCGCACAAUAACUGGAACAAUCCGUCCAACUUCCCAAAGAAGAUCCGCAAAAUGUGCGACUACGCGGGCGACACCGAGAGCUGGUCCUGUCCGCCGGCUAAUAAACUGGGAUUCCGUGGCGUGAAGGCUUUCGUCGUGAUGAAGGGCAACUACAAAUCUGCUCUCGAGGUCAAGGCGCACAUGUCGAUGAGUGCGCGGUUUGGCGAUGACCGCGGCUACACCGACAAAUUUGCUACCGGCGAGGACUUCUGCUGCGUCGGGUAUUCCAAGUACGCUCCAGAUGAGCACGCUGCUAUCCACUAUCGCUUCUGCGGAAACGAUCCGGAGGGGUUCUUGAUGGGUAUUCAGUUGAUCCGGGUGGGGAAGAAGUUGUUCCGCAUGCCGAAUAGUGAUCAAGAACCGAAGAAGUGCGGCGGCAUUCUCGACGACUUCAUCAUGUACGAGGGCGUCGUGACGAAAAAAACCUCGUUGAAGGCCGACCCGACCUACCUCUCGCUCCGCUCGAACCUCUGGGCCGAUCCGGCGGACUACUUGCCUCUCAUGUUCCCCAGCAUCCCGGAUGACCAGCAGCUGGCAUUGCUGAAACGGGUGCAGGACACCUGGCCGCGAGUCACCGACGAACACCUGGCACUGCUGUCCCCGGACAACAAGCUCGCGCUAUUCCAAAUUUUGAACGACCAUAUGCGCAUGCAAAAGUGGCCUCCUUUUGUUUCUUUUUCUAGCAAUACAAACACACUUCUUGCGCAUGACAAAUCUGUAUAUGGCGCAACUUUGUGAUGCGGGGUAGUUGUUGUAUUUGCUGUCUUAGCAUCCAACAUCAGGAGGCCACUUUUGCAAUUGCAUACACGGCGAAGAAAUCGACGAAGAGUUCGUGGACCACUUGAUUGAAAUCAGCGGUGGGUACCAGGAGAGGGUUAUGCUUGGCGCCGGCCAGUUACAACCCAAACCGAAGAAGAAGUCGCGACGCAGUGUGCAGCAGCAGCCACCGCUCGGUCUGACACGGGCAGGGCAGACGAUGCGGGACGGGCUUACCCGGCAGCGGGCGACGUAUUCGUACCUAGUUCUCCGCACCGACGAGAAGAAGACCCAGCUGGCCCGGAUUGCGUCCCACAGGAUGGAUCAAGGUGAAGCCAACGCGCGCAUGCGAAUCCGCUGGGGAGAUUACACUCCGGCCACCGUGAAGUUCGCCGGAACCAGCAAGACAACCGGUAAUGUGACGCAGAACGUGCUCCUGGAACUCCUCCCGUAUGUUAUUUGCGAGUUUGACUUGCAGGAGGGGGACUUCCAACUGAUCCGCGUCGACGAAGGCGCCGGCUCGAUGAAGGAUGUCCCCAUCACGGUGCCGCGCAUGACGUUUGAAAUCGCUGCUGAAUCCGGACUGUUGUUGCGGCCGCUACCACCAGCACCGGAGCCUGAGGAAGAAGAAGACGACGGCACGCGGGAGAUGAACCGCGGGCUGGAGGUCAGACUGUCGUCCGAUUCCUUACUGGAUGAUCCGAAUAAUUUGGGGUUCGAGUUUGACGCCUUCCGGGACGCGGAACACAAUCGCAACGCUGAUUUGAACAAGCAGAAGUCCUUGCUGGACCAGACCGUGCCGGAAAAGAAAAAGGAUGAUGAAGAUGAUGAGUCUGCAAGUGACGAGGAUUUACCUGGUGAUGAAGCUAUGUAUGCCAAACUCUUUCCAGACUUGAAAAGAAGAAAAGGCUGAACGAUAAACAUGGGUCAAGAUAUUAUUUAAGAACUUUAGUGAAACUAUAUUUCAACGCGGGACUGAGAAAGUCUCGCUUUCUGCACAGCACCAGACCAUCCGAUUUUAGAAAAGAGUUUUCUGUGCGCUUUUGCAGCGUACAGAAAACAUUCACAAAAAUAACGACCCACUACGACGGUAUCAGAACUAUAUUUUAUUUUUAUGUUUACACAGGCUGCUCUACAGCGAUGAUAAAACUAUCCAGGUGAAGCUAGGAGGCCAGGCAAAGAGCACUUGCAAUUGUGUCCAUCUAUUUGUCAUGCGUGAUGUAAAUGCCAGCCUGCAUUACAAGCGCUCAACGACCUCGGCCUUCAUGCUUCACCUGGAUACUUCUUCCGCUGCUUGUAAGUUUUACAAUUAGAAAUUGAAUCAUAGUAAAAUGAAUUAUUUGUUAAUUAAUAACAGAGAUCCGAACUACAUUUGUGUAAAAAUGUGACAGAAAUUCAUUACUACCCAAGCCAGCUACUUACAAAACGAAAACACUGGAACUCCCAGAUGAACAAAUAGUGAAGCUGCUGUAUAAUGACACUACUUCUUACCUGAAUAUAAAAACUACAAAAAUUGACUCCUGGGCGAGUCCAGUGCUGUCAUCCGUGGCAGCAUGGCAUUUGGGUUUGUCUAUUCGCUUGCUCCAAAAAUUCGUCAGUUCGGUUGCUGGCUAGAAGAAGACUUGGACGUUUGGGAUUCGGUCUGCUCGUAGUCGGAAAUGAUCUGCAGCAGUCCGCUUGCGAAGCUGCUCUCGGUAUUGUUUUUGACAUAAAAUUUUUCGAGAACCCCGUCAGGACGCGGACGCUUGACCCCCGGCGCUUCCGGAAAAAUAUCUAACGUCUUUUUGCCGGGCCUGGGUUGUUAGUUUUCCCUAUUGCAAUUUGUACAUGGUAUUUAGAUUUAUUCGCAUCUACUUCCUGCGACUCACAUAAUGAAAAAAACAUGGCUUAUAGUACCCGUGCUCGGAGGCCACGUGGCCAGUGUCUUGUAACACCUUGAACGGCACCAGGGCGGAGCCAUGUAAUCCGCCGAACUGCUUCGGGGUUAGUGCGGUGCGGCCGUGCAACAGCAGGAAGUCACAGGCGUCGCCGUCAUACGCUGCGCCGCUCGCCCUGUAUUACAGAUGAAAUUAUGGAGGUGUUCUUUAUAUGUAAUGAAAAACUAUCGCGCAGGCAGUACGCCACAAAUUUGCUCAGCAUCACAGAUAAAUUUUUGCCCUGCUGAUAUGCCUCGGCUUAAUAGAUUUGUCAUGCGAAAUUCCUGCUACAACAAGCUCGACGCUUUUGCAUACAGUUUUUUUGUCGCGCUGACAAAGUAACCCAUUCACUUUUGCAUCGACAACAGCAGGAAGAAACGUUUGUCAUGCGCCACUGAUGUGCAGACUGCAAGCGCGAUACCUUUUCAACAUAUAUUUUCUGUCGGGCUGCCGCGUUCGCAUAAUCAGUUGGACAUCGACAGCGGCGACAAAAAAUAAAGAUACGCUUACCGCUUCAUCGAACAGCGGAGAUUCAGUGCCACAGAUUUUUCCUUUCGCGGCAGCAGAAGCUUCUCCUGGACGGAAUAAACCUUGUCGGGAUUCGUGCGGUCUGUGAGGUAACCGUCAACAACUCCGAACUCGGUUUCGGGCGGGGAGUAAAUCAAGUCCGUCCCUUGAAUAGUGUCCAUGAACGCCGCCCGGGCGGAUUGCUCCAUCAAGGUGGCCUCGGUGUACGCCAGCAGAAGAGGGUUCGCGUUGGUGUGCCGAAUCGUGAGGUCGCUUUCCCACAAUUCCAGCAGCGUGGGGCACAGACGCUCCAAGCAGACGCAUUUUUGCGCGAUCGCAAUUUCGGAAUAAUCGCGCACGCGGUGCACUGGCUCCAAAAAGAGUCUCUCCGUAUCGUCGCACUGCAAACCAAUCAGCACCGUGCCAUGCAGGCGAUCAGCCUGGUGCCGCAAAAUGUAUCGCAGACGACGACUAAAUGCUGCGUCCCACUCGGAAGUACUUUUCAAUUGCGUUCCAAUCCAGUAGUCGUUGUCCUCCCCAUCCGGGCGGGCAGCGCGCACACGAGGACGAAUGAGUAAAUCGUUGGUCGUUUCGAAGAUAAACUUGAUCUCGAACUCGUGCCGGAUCAGUGCACAAAAAUGGUCUACCGAGACAUGCUCGAUUUCGUGUGGAAGUGUUCCCAUUUUGAAUAGUUGCUAGCUGGUCUCGUUCGGAACCGACAACCGUAGUACUACUCGUAGAAGCGACAGCACGUACAGAGAAGGUAUCUCGGUGGGAAAUAUCCACGUUGGGGUACUGCCUUGAGAUCGUAAAUCCUACACCAUAGCUUUUCACUUUCCACCACAGGUCCUCGCCAUGAAUAGAAUCCUCGCCCCCGAGUAUGUCCGUAAAUGUAAUUCCACCGAAUUGACGGGUUUUUUCUCAUUGCAGCUGUGAAACCACACCGAGUUGUAGUUGUUGACAGUCCGACCUUAAAUCUUGAAGGAUAGGGAGUGCCUAGAUUAGCACCUCCGCAACACAAAAAUGGCCUCCGACGCUAAUCCGCACGGCAGUCCGCGCUGCGUUACGACACACAUCCGGAGGCGUCGUGUUAGCUACCUACUAUACUACCUAACUCAGCUAGCUACUUCGAUGCUACACUAGAUAGUUUUUACAUCCUACAUACCGAUUUUUGAAAUAGUUAGAAAAACUGUCGUUAGGCGCGCCAUAGGACUGCACAGCAAAGUUCCAGGGGAACGGCUACUGGCACCUGCAGUUCAACACUUCGUGAACUUGCUUGGAUUUCGCAGCGAGCUGCGCGCGUUUGGCGAUACCAGUCACAUGCUUGUACAGGGCGUGCUGAAAAUGAAGCGUAGAAACGUCGAAAACGAAAAGUAAAAUGCUCUACCUUUUUUUUUUUCAAAAAACGAGCAUAUGAGAACACGAGGCAUUUAUUACAAAGCCAGCGCAAAU
Molecule: messenger RNA, 15233 nt
Organism: Amoebophrya sp. A120
Lineage: Eukaryota; Dinophyceae; Syndiniales; Amoebophryaceae
Source: the annotation of a GenBank genome assembly